AGCUAGCGUUAUGUGAUUAUCAAAGAGUAUAAGACUAUAUACUCUGCCACUGAAAAUAGAUGUACAAUAUUUGUGCAAUAUAAAAGCAUGGUAUAUUAACCAAAACACAAUUAAUAUCAAAACAUAUGGUCAAACAAGUUCUUGAUAAAUAGAACACUACAAGAGGAAAGAAACUUGUUAGCAAAUUAGUUACAUUAUUCGAUACUUGCCAUUUGAUAAACUAAGAACCUGUAAGACUACCGCUCUCGCAAUGUUGAGUAUACGAAGGAUGUUAUUUACCACAAAAAUGCCCAGCUGCCUCAAUACAAAUAUUCAUUAUAUUCGUAAUGCGAAAAAUGUUUCCUUUCAUGGCCGAACAACUGGAAACUAUUUAAGCUUCAAUCCCAGAUGUUUACACAAAUCUAGUCUGGUUAAUCAAAAUCGUGAAGAACAUUUGCCCCCCAAAAAACCACCAAAGAAAUUGACCACACAAUUUACACAGGCAAUAUCUCCAUAUGUUCGUCUUAUGCGCAUGGAUCGCCCCAUUGGUACCUAUCUACUAUUUUGGCCUUGUGGUUGGAGUAUAGCGUUGAGUGCCAAUGCUGGUUGUUGGCCUGACUUUCAUAUGCUGGCAUUAUUCGCCACCGGUGCUCUUAUAAUGCGUGGGGCUGGCUGCACCAUCAAUGAUAUGUGGGAUCGUGAUAUAGACAAAAAAGUGGAAAGAACCCGCAGCAGGCCAUUGGCGAGUGGUGAAAUUUCUCAACUAGAUGCCAUUGUCUUUCUAUCGGCUCAACUAAGUUUGGGCCUACUCGUUUUAGUGCAAUUAAAUUUGGAAUCCAUAAUGUUGGGUGCAUGUUCCUUGGGCCUGGUGGUAACGUAUCCCCUAAUGAAACGUAUUACCUAUUGGCCCCAAAUGGUUUUGGGUAUGGCUUUUAAUUGGGGAGCUCUAUUGGGGUGGUGUGCCACCAAAGGUGCUGUUGAUUGGUCUGCCUGUUUACCCCUUUACCUCUCGGGCAUAUGCUGGACCAUAGUGUAUGAUACUAUAUAUGCACAUCAGGACAAAAAAGAUGAUGUACAAAUUGGUGUAAAAUCAACAGCUUUAAGAUUUGGUGAAAAUACAAAAGUAUGGCUGUCAGGAUUUACAGCGGCCAUGUUAGCAGGUCUAACAGCGGCAGGUGUGGCAUGUGAUCAGACACUACCUUACUAUGCUUCAGUGGGCAUAGUUGGCGGUCAUCUAAUACAACAGAUCUACUCCCUGAACAUUGAUAACGCUUCGGAUUGUGCUAAGAAAUUCUUUUCCAAUAGUCAAGUGGGCCUAAUACUCUUCCUGGGUAUUGUCCUGGGCACUCUGCUAAAAUCUGAGGAAAAACCCAAAGAGUCGAAAACUAGUAUUUCUGCCAGCAGUAGUAGUACCACAUCGCCUAUUAAAGGUUUUGUCUCCCCACCCUCAUUACAAUCCACAUAGUGUAGGUUUAGGGAUUAGAAUUAAGUUAUUCAUAGGACUACCUUUUUUUAUUUUUCACCAAAGCAUAUAAAACAAAGUUUGCAACAUUUUUAUUUUUUAGAUUUUUUUCUCUUCUAACCACAUGAAUUAUUUGUAUUAGUUUUUGUUUAUUUGCGUUUAAAAUAUUCAAUUAAAAUUGAAAUAAAUGAUGCGAAAAUGGUAUAUUUAUUAUAACAAUAUA
Messenger RNA from Stomoxys calcitrans (stable fly), 1664 nucleotides. It is a transcript of the gene Coq2, whose product is annotated as 4-hydroxybenzoate polyprenyltransferase, mitochondrial. The coding region runs from base 251 to 1444 and encodes 397 amino acids. Gene Ontology annotation, biological process: ubiquinone biosynthetic process. NCBI's taxonomy places the organism in Eukaryota, Metazoa, Arthropoda, Insecta, Diptera, Muscidae. Gene Ontology annotation, cellular component: mitochondrial inner membrane. The record is from RefSeq and is a predicted model, not a curated record. The transcript is spliced from 3 exons.